UCUGACUUUUCUCUUUGCUUCCUUUCUCCUGCGGCGAUCCUGUGUGCGGCGAGCGAACUAUCCUCUUGCUUGAAGAUUAUAAGGCUUAAAAGACAACAUUUACAAUGGCUGGAAGAGGCACCGUGAAACCCCACCCUGGCUUCAAAGCUAGCGACGAUGCUGCAGCCCUCAACAAGGCCAUGAAGGGCUUAGGCACUGAUGAGGACACCAUUAUUCAGCUUCUGACCGCACGUAGUAACAGCCAACGGCAGGAAAUUAAAGCCACCUAUAAGACCUUAUUCGGCAAGGACCUGGUAGGUGACCUGAAGUCGGAGCUGGGUGGGAAGUUCGAGACUCUUAUGGUGGGUCUAAUGACCUCUCCCCUUGCCUAUGAUGUGGAGCUGCUCAGGAACGCCAUCAAGGGAGCAGGGACGGAUGAGAAAGUACUGAUUGAGGUCCUGGCCUCCAGAACAGCCAAUCAGGUUCGAGAGAUCAUUGCUGCUUACAAGCAAGAAUAUGAUGAUGACCUGGAGGAGGACAUCAUAGGAGACACGGAUGGCCAUUUUAAGAGGAUGCUGGUGAUUCUGUUACAGGCAAGCAGACAGCAAGGAGUCCAGGAGGGUAACAUCGAGAGUGAUGCUCAGACCUUGUUUGCUGCAGGAGAGGCGAAGUAUGGCACUGAUGAGGAGCAGUUCAUCUCCAUCAUGGGCAACCGCAGUGCUGAGCACCUCCGCAGGGUGUUUCAGGCGUACAUGAAGAUCUCUGGCUUUGAGAUUGAGGAGAGCAUCCAGAGAGAAACCUCGGGCAAUCUGAGAGAUAUCCUGCUGGCUGUGGUGAAGUGUGCCCGUAGCGUGCCAGCCUACUUUGCAGAGAUGCUCUACUCUGCUAUGAAGGGGGCAGGCACUGACGACCAAACUCUCAUCCGAAUCAUGGUGUCUCGCAGUGAGGUUGACAUGCUGGAUAUUCGCACAGAAUUCAGAAGGAUGUUUGCCACCUCCUUACAUGCCAUGAUCAAGGGUGACACCUCUGGGGACUACCGCAAAGCCAUGCUCUUGCUGUGUGGAGGGGAAGACUCAUAGUCUGCUCAGCCAUCUCACCCUGUCUCAGCUCACAGAGGAACACAAGAGGCACUCCGGUGUGUCCACAACAAGCACAGGAGACAGAUCAAUGCAAUAAUGACUCUUCGUAACUCAUUUUAAACUUGUCUAUUCAAAUGUGAAAUCUCAUUAUGGUCUACUAAAUUCCAUUUGGUGUACUACAUAUAGAAAGAUUCAGUCAAUGUAUAUAUUAUAUACAUAUAUACUUGCUAAUACCAUAAUCACAAGUUUAUGUGUUUGUUAUUAAUCAUGAUUUUAUACUGAAAUCAUUCAGAUAUUUUUGCAUGCAAACUUCAUUGUUUCUAAAAAAAAGAAAAUCAUUUGUCUUGUGGACAUUUGAUCUGAAGGUAACUAACAGACAUUGACUGAAUCUCUGGGGCUGUUAAGAGCAGACUGCACAGUGCUCUUCACUGACGAUCAUGCCUUGUUUGAAUCAUGCUUCUGUCAAUGCAGUGUGUCCUCAGGCCACUGAGGUGCUCAAGGUCAUAUCUGAAUAAAGGCAUUUUCAAUACGCUG
Molecule: messenger RNA, 1592 nt
Organism: Alosa alosa (allis shad)
Lineage: Eukaryota; Metazoa; Chordata; Actinopteri; Clupeiformes; Clupeidae
Gene: anxa5b
Product: annexin A5b
Exons: 13
Coding region: 105-1058 (317 amino acids)
Biological process (GO): negative regulation of coagulation
Cellular component (GO): cytoplasm
Molecular function (GO): calcium ion binding; calcium-dependent phospholipid binding
Source: RefSeq, a predicted model, not a curated record